GUUGCUGCUGUCACCACUAUCACGUUUCCAGCAGUCUCCGCAUCUAGAAGUUUCCUGCUAACGUGCUAACAAAUUGUCCACAUCCGCCGUAAACCAAUGGCAACCGAAAGCCGUUUCCCCGAUAGCUUCAUUGAUGAUGAUCCACAGAAAGCUCUGGAGGCACUGAAUGAGGCCUUGCAAGGAGAUUCUGACAACGCUGAGUGGUUUUGCCAGCGUGCCUAUGCCCACAUACUUCUCAAAAACUACAGCUUUGCCGCUGAUGAUGCUAAGAAGGCACAGCAGCUCCAACCCAGCCUUCCUCUGGCUUUCAUGCGAACAGGAAUCGCAGAGUACCACCUGAACCACUAUGAGUCAGCACAUGCAGCCUUCACUCAGGGACACCAAGUAGAUGGUGGAGAUGAAGAUGAAGAAGACAGAUGCCAUCAGAUGGGAGAAGCUGGAGGGAGAAGGACAGGAGUCCAACAUCAAACACUUCAAUCCCACUCUGUACCCGACGUCGUCCCUCCACAGCUGCAAAUGGGACAAAGUGGUGGAAGACAUCAGCGAGGAGGAGAAGAACGAGAAGCUGGAGGGAGACGCUGCGCUCAACAAGCUCUUCCAGCAGAUCUACAGAGACGGCUCGGACGAGGUCAAGCGAGCCAUGAACAAGUCUUUCAUGGAGUCAGGCGGUACGGUCCUGAGCACCAACUGGAAAGACGUGGGCAAGAGAAAAGUGGACGUGAACCCACCGGACGACGUGGAGUUGAAGAAGUACUGAGCACCUCCCUGUCUCUCUCUAUCUCUCUCUAUCUCUCUCUCUCUCUCUCUCUCUCUCUCUCUCUCUCUCUCUCUCUCUCCUCACCCCUCUCUCCCCCCUUCCUCUCUCUCUCACUCUCUCUCUCUUUCUCUGUUUGACCUCACUGUUCUCUACUUUCGUUCACGCUGCUCUGCAGUCUCCAUGGCCGUCCACUUCCUCCUCCUCCUCCUCCUCUUCUUCUUCUUCCUUCUGGCCCCUCAGUUGUGUCACUGCUCUGGUGUUUUUCACUGCACCUAAGUGGAGGGAGGCACGGUGUUUCCAUGAUCACCACACCAAACCACACCUGCUCUCUGCGAUAGCUCACCGCCAGAUGGGGGUCUGAUCAUUCGAAUACCUGGUUGAACAGAUUGAUUUACAGUAUCUGAUUUUUUUUAAUUUUUUUUUUUCAAGGCCAAUGGACUCGAUGGGGAACUGAGGUCUGGAUAAAAUGUGACUGUCAGACCUGAAACGCUCCAAAUCAGCUUUCAAACUCUGAAAUCUGGUUUUUCAAACAUUCUUCUUCUUCUUCUUCUCUCCUCUGUCUCUCCUGGUUUUCUGAAAAUGCCAACAGCCUUUCUAUAUUGGGAAGCCUUUUAUGACUCUUUCUCAGCACUUGUAUACAAAUGUAAAAAUGUUAACAAUAAGAAAAGAGAUUGAGAUGUUUCAAUGAUAACUAUGAACGCAUCUUUUGGCUUAUUUUCAGUAGGAAUUCAGCAAUACUCUGCAAAACUGACUUGUCUGGAAUCUGUGUGACAUGUCCGCCAGUGGCUUGGCAGCGGUCGUCUCUUUAGUGUGAUUCAAGCUUCAGUGUAAAUAAAAAGAUUUGUCGUUUGG
Scomber japonicus (chub mackerel) is the source of this 1609-nucleotide messenger RNA. RefSeq names its product SGT1 homolog, MIS12 kinetochore complex assembly cochaperone (gene sugt1). The coding region runs from base 97 to 894 and encodes 265 amino acids. Lineage: Eukaryota; Metazoa; Chordata; Actinopteri; Scombriformes; Scombridae. The record is from RefSeq and is a predicted model, not a curated record. Gene Ontology annotation, biological process: protein stabilization. The transcript has 8 exons. Gene Ontology annotation, molecular function: protein-folding chaperone binding.